GACACUUGAAACCCUACCUCUUUAAUGAAUACCUGGAAUGGUAUAACAUUCCCCCCCCUUAAAACGAUGUUUGAGUGAACCUGAAUCCAGAAAAUGAAUGGUGAAGUAGCUUAUGGACACGUCGGUAGACUCCUCCUCCUUUUCACUUCAUUGAAAGAAAGAAAAAUGAGGGAGUGGGAUGUCUCGCUUCCUCUUUCGUCUCUGGCUAAGCGCUUUAGCAGUAUCCCCCACACUGACACGCAUAUCCAAUCUCCGGCUGACGGCGAAACAGAGAACCAUUCGGUAGUUAUGGAUAACCGUCCGCGGGCAUCAUAACGUCUAUUUUGUAUGUGUCCUGACAACAGCUAUUCGGGAUGAUUCGACUCUGAGUGGUUCGACAAACAAGGAUACAUUUCCACAAACAAGGAUAUUUAUUUACCAACGUUGGUUUCCAUCAUCUCUGUAUUGAUGAAUGGGAAGCAGCAGUCAGUGGCCCCAUCAUUUUCUUACAAGCUCAUGCAUGGGAAAUAAUCAAAUGUAUUCUUUGGAGUCUGAUAUCCUCAUGUAGUGAUUUAUGCAUUGCAAAAGAUGUGGAGCUUGCAACAGUGACUUUACCUAGCAAAGAUUACAAGUUCAUUUGUAUUAAAGGCAUAAUACGUUACUUUGCUAAUAUCACUAGAGCCUGUCAUUUCCAUGCUAGGAGAGGUUUAGUCAUCAUGUACAGAUGGCCCAACAAAUCAUUUUUGAAUUGGGAACCAUUUAGUUGUUUUGCAGCCAGCCUAUGCGAGUGUAAGUGUUGGGUUUUAUCAUCCCAAAUCCCCACGGCAAGGCUAAGUCACUGACAGCCUGUGAGUUGAUAGGAUUAUGAUCAUACAGGAUUUGCUGAGGGAAGAAGGAACACCUGUCUUUCUUUAGCUAGCAAGCGUCCUGAAAUCCAGGCCACUGGGCUCAGCUUGGUUGUUUUGCUUCUUGGUAUACAUCUACUUAUCAAGAUCUGUCUGUGACUCUCCUCUCCUACACACUUGCAUACAGCUUUUUACUGAGUACUACUAACAAGUAAUUUUUUUUUUGCAGACCGGAAAGCGGGAUUACAUAGUUGUUUUGGCCAUGCCUCCUUAAACUGAGAUUAUUACCCUCCGUCUUCAGAAAAGGACCCUAGGACAUAAUUUAAACAUGAUGCAAACGUGACCAAGGAAACUCAUCUUGAUAUGCUUAGGCUUUGUCAAAGAGAGCAUCGAAGUGACAUUUGUCUCAUCCUGGAGUCCUGUGAGCAAAGUGAAAAAGGCUAUCUAAAGAGCUGGUGGUACCUGUAGCCAAGUCCCUCCUUCAUUCAGCCCUGUUUCUUCUCACCACUGAAGCCAUGUGCUUACUGUUAUGGCUAUGCCCUGGCGGCCAACCGAGCGAAAGGGGACUCUGCCUGUGCUAAAGAAUUAGACACAGCCCUGGGAGUUGGACUGGACCAAAGGAUUGCACACACACAGACACCAUGCUGCGGAGACAGUAGGCCCUUGCUGUUUAGUGCUUGUUUUUGUGUGUUUUUUUUUCUCCUCCGCAAUCUCAAAGGUUUGGAUGGUUGAGCCCAAGGGCCACUUUGAAGGAGCCUGGCGGUGGCUGUGGUUUGGCCGGAGCUGACAGACUGCUUGCCAGCUACUGCUGAUUGAGUACCCUGUGUCCCUCACCACACCUACACCCCUACAUCCACCUUCUCUGCCAACUGUUCCGCCCCUGACUGCUCUGGUGAAUGGAGGUCUAAGGGAGUGCAGGCAAGGGUGGAAGGGAACUGUUGCUGACAGUGGUCUAGCUGGUCACUUUCGGGCACUUGUUGAACUCCAAGGACUGCACUCCACUCUGUCCUCACUAAGGACCAUUCCCCUCUGUCUUGGAAGUAAAGACCUACAAGUUAAGGUCGUUUUUUUCCCCCUCCUAAAAAGUAUUUUCUACAGGCUAAAGGAUGAAGCUGAAGAAGCAGGUGACUGUGUGUGGAGGAGCCAUAUUCUGUGUGGCCGUGUUCUCCUUAUACCUGAUGUUGGACAGGGUCCAACACGACCCUGCAAGGCGACAGAACGGCGGCGGUAACUUCCCAAGGAGCCAGAUCUCUGUUCUGCAGAACCGCAUAGAACAGCUGGAGCAACUGCUGGAGGAGAACCACCAGAUCAUCAGCCACAUCAAGGACUCUGUUCUGGAGUUGACCGACACUGGCGCUGUGUCCCCCAGCGGACAGCUGCCCUUCCGCAGUGCCAACGGCUCCUGGGUCCUGCCCUUCGACGGACGCCCCACUUUCCUCUCUGUCAAGCCCCAGGACUGCCAGUUUGCCCAGGGCCCCCGCGGACAGACCGACCUGCAGAUGCUGGACGUAUACUCCCUGCUGAAGUUUGACAAUGUGGACGGGGGUGUGUGGAAGCAGGGCUUUGAGAUCACCUAUGAGCCUGGAGAGUGGGACAGUGAGCCUCUGCAGGUGUUUGUGGUCCCUCACUCCCACAACGACCCAGGCUGGAUAAAGACAUUUGAUAAGUACUACACAGACCAGACGCAGCACAUCUUCAACAACAUGCUGGUGAAGUUGACUGAGGACCCACGCAGGAAGUUCAUCUGGUCCGAGAUCUCCUUCUUCGCCAAGUGGUGGGAGAGCGCUGACAUGCACAAGCAGGAAGCCAUGCGCAAGCUAAUCCUGGGAGGGCAGCUGGAGAUGGUGACUGGAGGCUGGGUGAUGACUGAUGAGGCCAACGUUCACUACUUUGCCAUGAUCGACCAGCUCAUAGAGGGCCAUCAGUGGCUGGAGAAGAACUUGGGUGUGACCCCUCGGUCGGGCUGGGCUGUGGACCCCUUUGGCCACAGUGCCACCAUGCCCUACCUGUUGAAGAGGGCCAAUCUGACCAGCAUGCUCAUCCAGAGGGUCCACUACUCCAUAAAGAAGCACUUUGCCUCCAGCCGCAGCCUGGAGUUCAUGUGGAGGCAGGCCUGGGACCAAAAGUCGGGCACGGACAUUUUCUGCCACAUGAUGCCCUUCUACAGUUAUGACGUGCCACACACCUGCGGGCCCGACCCCAAGAUCUGCUGCCAGUUUGACUUUAAGAGGCUGCCAGGCGGCCGGGUCAACUGUCCUUGGAAGGUUCCUCCUCGGGCCGUGGUGGAGGCCAACGUUGCAGAGAGGGCCCACCUGCUCUUGGACCAGUACCGAAAGAAGUCCAAGCUGUUCCGCAGUAAGGUGGUUCUGGUUCCACUGGGAGAUGACUUUCGUUACGACAAGGCCCUGGAGUGGGACCAGCAGUACCUCAACUACCAGAGACUCUUUGACUACAUGAACUCUCACCCCGAAAUGCACGUGCAGGCCCAGUUUGGGACCCUGACUGACUACUUCACUGCGGUUUACAAGGCCAACAGUGUGCCGCAGGGUGCCAGACCCCCAGACUACCCGGUGCUGAGCGGGGACUUCUUUGCGUAUGCAGACCGCGAGGACCACUACUGGAGCGGCUACUACACCUCCCGGCCCUUCUACAAGAGCAUGGACCGCGUGCUAGAGUCCCAUCUCAGGGGGGCAGAGAUCCUGUUUAGUCUUGCCGUGGCCCACGCUCGCCGCGCAGGCAUGGAGGGCCGCUACCCCACCUCAGACUACACCCUGCUGACGGAAGCAAGGCGCACCGUCGCCCUGUUCCAGCAUCACGAUGCCAUCACAGGCACCGCCAAGGAGAACGUGGUCAUUGACUAUGGCAACAGGUUACUGCGCUCCCUGCAGGGCCUGAAGAGAGUGAUCAUUAACGCAGCCCACUUCCUAGUAAUGAAGAACAAGGACGUGUAUCGCUUCUACCAGACAGAACCCUUCCUAGAGACGGAUGACAGACGUGCCACCCAAGACUCCCUGCCCCAGCGCACCCUUAUCGAACUGGACCAGUCAGGACCAAGGUACCUGGUGCUGUUCAACCCGGUGGAGCAGGACAGGCUGUGUGUGGUGACAGUGUUGGUGAACUCUGCCAGGGUCCGGGUGCUCACAGAGGACGGACAGACCCUCCCUGUGCAGCUCAGUGCCCAGUGGAGCUCUUCUAGCCAAAUGAGCGCAGAGGUCUUCCAGGCCUCCUUCAUGGUGCGUCUGCCUGCCCUGGGCCUGGCUGUGUUCCACCUGUAUGACUCUGCCGACACCCCCAUGACGCUGCGCUCUGAGACCCUGCUGAGGCUGUCUGGUCGGGGGCAGACUGCCCACGCUGUGGAUCCCCUCCCUCUCCGCUCCCAGACGGCAGACACACAACCCUUCUACAUCUCCACCCAGUCCCUCACCUUGGGCUUCUCUGGAACCACCGGCCUGCUGGAGAGUAUCCGUCGUAAAGACGACCCUCAGGAGUUGAAGGUUCAGAUCCAGUUCGUGACAUAUGGUACUCGGUCCUCCAAGGAUAAGAGCGGGGCUUACCUCUUCCUGCCUGACGGAAAGGCUAAGCCCUACAGUCAGAAGGAGCCUCUGGUGGUGCGUGUGGUGGAGGGACCUCUUUUCUCUGAGGUAGUGGCUCUCUACCAGCACUUCCAACAGACCAUCCGCAUACACAAUGUGCCAGGUGUGGACGGUCUGUCCCUGGAUGUCACCACCAUGGUGGACAUCAGAGAGCAGUCUAACAAGGAACUGGCCAUGCGGCUGGUCACUGACAUCCAGAGUGACGACACCUUCUACACAGACCUCAACGGAUUCCAGAUGCAGCCCCGGCGCCGCUUCCUGAAGCUCCCCCUGCAGGCCAACUUCUACCCCAUGCCCAGCCAGGCCUACAUCCAGGACAGCCAGCACCGCCUCACCCUGCAUUCUGCCCAGGCCCUGGGUGUCACCAGCCUAGAGAGCGGCCAGUUGGAGGUGAUUCUGGACCGGCGGCUGAUGCAGGAUGAUAACCGCGGCCUGGGCCAGGGCCUGAAGGACAACAAGAAGACGGCCAACCGCUUCCGCCUCCUACUGGAGAGUAGGUCCACUGGCAACAAGCAUGCUGGCUUCUUUGCCAAACUCUCCUCCAUGUUUCACUUGCUCAUCCCCUUUGCCCUGAGAGGCAGCGCUCAAGAGGUGGUGGACAGCGGACCAACCAGCUUCCCCUCCCUGCUCAGUCACAUGACCUCUGCCAUUCUCAACCACGAGGUGCUGGCGCUGCCUGUGCUGCCCAAGAAGCGUGGCAUCCCUUCCCUGCACACCUUCGCCCCCCUCACAGGGGCCCUGCCCUGUGACUUCCACGUGAUCAACCUGCGCAGCAUCCAGCACCAGCAGGACACCCACUCCCCGUCUCCCUACACGGCCCUCAUCCUGCAUAGAAAGGGUCUGGACUGUGGUCUGGAGACCCCAAACCCCGGCAUCAACUGUACCACUACUGAGGGACAGCUGGGUGUGUCGUCUCUGUUCCGUAACCUGGACCUCCAGCUGCUACAGCCUGUGUCUCUGUCCCUGAUGUACUCCAGCCCCCCUCUGGCCAACGACUCCUCCGUCAGCUUGGAGCCCAUGGAGAUCUCAGCCUUCAGGCUCAAACUGCGCUAGCUGGGCCCAGAUACACACCUCCACACCAGACCAGACCCACCCAGACCAGUUCUGGUCACACCUGGUCCUGCUCUGUUCAGUUUUAUUCUAUAGGAAGACUGCCUCCCAGUGCACAGAGGGGUGGCCACGCUGGGGCUUCCUGGUCCCACCUGUGUAUACAACACACACACACUACACACACACACACACCCUGAACUGUAAAUUCAGCCUGUAAGAGCAGGUGGCCACCAUGACUAGACUCUAUCUGCAGGGGGCAGAAGAUGGUUGUCGCAGACACAGACAGACAAUCUCAGUGAACCAGAAACCUUUUGGGGAUUUUGUGAUAAUAAAGGUGAUGUCUUUAUCAGAGAACAGAUACUGGUGGUCUUCUGCCUUUGCAUUGCAGUAGUAAUGAAAAGUAACAGAAACAUAUUUUCUUUUCAGUUUUUGAUGGAACUUUAUUUGACUUUUUUUUUUAUCCCAUCCUGGACUAACUACUGAAUGUAAAUAUCACAAGGAUAAGGACCUGGGAAUAACGUGGAGACGAGUGCAUUUUCUAAAGCUUUAUUUGGUGUGGACAUUUUUAUUUUAUUUUUUUCCUUUAAUGGAGCCUAGAGAACUGUUAAUUCCAUUACGUGCUCAUCAAUGCUCAUUGUUUUCUAUUGACUGCAUUGACCAACUGAAUGCAGCUGUGUAUUAGCAGCGUGAAUGUGUGCUCUCUCUCUCUCAGUAGAGGAGCCGAGGCUAUGAAUCUGUAAGAUACUGUAUGUCAGGUAGUCAGUCACUCUGUAGUCACUACCAGACUGGUGACUAGAUCACUCUUAACGAAAUCAUAAAUAUCACGCAAAUGUUUUGCUUUCAGUCAUCAUCUCCCUAUCGGAUGACUGUACGGCCUGCUAUCCUUUCAAUCCCCCCCUCCCCUUGCUUGUAGAUGGUCUGAAGACAUUCACAUUUUUGGACAUGAGCCUCUCUCAAAGCUAUCAUGUCCCGAUGAGUUGGCUGGCUGUGGAGGACCUGUAAUGGAAUUUAAGGUAUGUUUGUAUUUAAAUGCUCCUAAAGCCAUUCUUGUUGUGUACUAUACUGUGUGCAGUAGAAGAUACAACUAUGAUGACGAUACCUCAUAUUUAACAUAUGACACAUUGGUAUGUAUAGUAUAUUGCUGUGGAAAACUUCUGUGAAGAUACAGUAUACCAGAGGAGUAGUGAGUGUGGAGUGAGACCCAGAUUGCAGUAUCAAGGACAAGGUGUCAUAUUAGUGAGUCUGUGUAGUAGUGAUGGUGGAGCAUCAGGCUACUUUCUUGUCUCCUUGUUUCAAAGCCAGGCAUGGAGUUCCCUUGUGUUUGCAGGCAAGAUUGUGGUUCAACCUUCACUACCUAAUUAUGUGGAAACAUGGUCAAACAAACAGGGGUCCUCCAGGGCUGACUUUGACAACCAGUUAACUUUUGCAUAAGUGGUCUUUUAUCAGCUUUCAUCAUAAAACAUCUCUAUAGCCUUGACCCUGGUGGGGGGAAAGGACUCUAUGAUCCAUAUAUCUAUAGCCUUGACCCUGGUGGGGUGAAAGGACUCUAUGAUCCAUAUCUGUCUUUGGUGGUGGUGUUGAAGGUAAAACAUCAGUAAUGGCAGAUGCACUAUGUUCAUAUCGGCCAUUUCUCACUAUAUGUUUCUCCUCUGCCUCUUCUACCAUCCUAGUAUCAGUGGAGGCUGGUGGCAGGAUCUAUAGGAGGACGGGCUAAUUUGGUAUGGCUGAAAUAGAAUGAAUGGAACUGAGUCAAACAUGUCAUUUCCAUAUGUUUGAUAUCGUUCAAUUUUUUCCAUUCCAACCAUUACAAUGAGCCUGUCCUCCUAUACCACCUCCCACCAGCCUCCACUGCCUAGUAUCCAAUGCUACAUUUCCUCUGUGCUUUUUAUAUUUAUCCACCCUGCUGUCCUCUUACACAGUUCAGGGUUCACUCAAACAUAGUUUUAAGCAUUAUUUUACUAUUGACAUUUACAGCUGAUUUCGGGAUUGUAUAUCGAUUUCCUCUCCUUAAAUAUGUCAUCUGAUUUAUUUGUUUCAGUCUCUGAAUUGUUUAAUCAAACUUUUCGCCGCCAGCUCCUGAUAUCAGGGCUAGGUCCGAGCUCGUUUUCCCUGGCCAAACUAGCUGGCUAGCUGAACAAUGCUAGUUUUCGUCCUCAUUGCCAAACUUCAUAAAUACUGCACCCUCAACUUCAAAACUUAUUUCGUAGUUAUACAAUCAUGUAACUAAGAAAUUUGCCAGAAAUAAACGUACAUGUAUUUAUUGUUUUGUUGGAUAGUCAUGACUGGUUCGAGAUAUGUCGUAAGAUGACGGUGGGGAAGGAUAGCAUUGCUACUUAACACAGAUCCAAGUUCAGUUUGGAGAUCCACCGGCGUCAUUGGCGUAGGGUUAGCUGGAUGUUUCUGACUGGUCUUGGAACUGUGAUAACUCGCAGACUCUCCUCGCUUGGCUCGAUGGGAUAUGUAGUGAUUCUGCUAACACAGCCAGAUAUGUGUACACAGUCUUGUACCCUUACCCUUUUUUUAACUGCCUAUUGUAUUUGUUGAUUAAAUCUGACUAUUAAUAUAAUGAGUAAUCCAGGAAUGUCACAAGUUAAUUGACACGCGAAAAUUUUGACAAUAGCAACACUACUGAGAGAAAUGAGUACGGUUACAUGCACACAAUAAGAUUGUGAAUAGUCAGAUUACUAUAAUGGUUUCAUUUAAACUUUUACAUGCUUUGCAAGAAGAAUGAUUUCCAUAAUAAUCCUGUUUUAAAUGAACACAUCUGAAAUCAGACUACCUGAUGGGACUUUGAUAAAGGCAGAAAAUCGCCAAUCAAAAUAAACGCUCUACCACAGCGA
Molecule: messenger RNA, 8307 nt
Organism: Coregonus clupeaformis (lake whitefish)
Lineage: Eukaryota; Metazoa; Chordata; Actinopteri; Salmoniformes; Salmonidae
Product: alpha-mannosidase 2x-like
Exons: 23
Coding region: 1931-5470 (1179 amino acids)
Biological process (GO): N-glycan processing; protein deglycosylation; mannose metabolic process
Cellular component (GO): Golgi membrane
Molecular function (GO): alpha-mannosidase activity; carbohydrate binding
Source: RefSeq, a predicted model, not a curated record